This is a messenger RNA of Vicia villosa (hairy vetch), 1221 nucleotides long. RefSeq lists its product as uncharacterized. The transcript is spliced from 3 exons. The coding region runs from base 1 to 1221 and encodes 406 amino acids. The record is from RefSeq and is a predicted model, not a curated record. NCBI's taxonomy places the organism in Eukaryota, Viridiplantae, Streptophyta, Magnoliopsida, Fabales, Fabaceae.
AUGAGAAUGAUCCCCAAAGCAAUUACUUUUUCAUUAUUAAUACUGGUGAUUCUAUCAGACACAACUUACUCCAAACAACAAAUGCCUCGAAAAAUUAUCCACUCUGCAAAAUAUGUGUCUGAAAAGUUUGAAGUGGGACCCGGAGAAGUUGUGAAUACAAAUUUGUUUGAUAUUGAGUUUCCAAAAGGGCAUAUUGGAGUCAAAAGCUUUGAUGUUGAUUUAAUUGAUGAACAAGGGAAUUCUGUACCCUUGUAUGAAACAUACUUCCAUCAUUGGUUUGCUGUAAAAUAUAUUAUAACUAAGGGGAAGAAUAUGUUAGAUGAUCCUAAUCAUGGGGGUCCCAAUUUCAAAAGAAAUGAUGGAACAUGCAACGACGGUAUUCUUCCACUUUAUUGGGGUUUAGGAAGUGAAUCGCGAGGAACAGUUUCAAAUCUACCACAUCCUUUUGCACUUGAACUGGGUAACCCUGCAAAUAUUACAGAAGGAUGGGAAGAGAAAUGGUUAUUCAGUAUCAUGGUUAUUGAUACACGUGGUACAAAAGAUAGGAAAAGCUGCACUGAGUGUAGGUGUGACCAAUUUAAUCUUCCAGAUAAUUUUUAUAACGUGACACGUGACAUCCAUGGAAAACCAUUGUCCCCUGAGUAUAAAGGUGGAGUCUUUUGUUGCCAAAAUGGAUUUCAUUGCAAAUUGGAAGAGGGGUUUCAAGCACCAAGGAGAAAGCUUGCAUUAAGAUACAAAAUAACGUGGGUGGACUGGGACCAAGAUCAUAUUCCUGUUAGAUUUUAUGUACUUGAUUCUACCGAUCGAGUCAGAACAAAUGGGUCUAAAACAACCCAUGAUUGUCUGGCAGAGUAUACUAUUCUAGGAAACAAUAAUAAUAACCCUAUUCAUGUUCAGAAAGCAAGUAUCCCUAUAGAAAAAGGUGGUUAUCUUAUAUACAGCACUGCUCAUAUGCAUUCAGGAGUUGUUAAUGCAUCACUAUACAGACAGGAUGGAAGAAUAUUGUGCACAUCAACACCAAGAUACGGUACUGGGACGAAAGCAGGAAAUGAGAAAGGUUAUGUUAUUCAAAUGUCAGUAUGUUAUCCUAAAGAAGGUUCACUCAAGAUUAAGGAUGGUGAAAUUGUGACUGUAGAAUCUAGGUAUAAAAAUGAGUUUAUCACGGGAGCUAUGGGACAUAUGUACUUCUAUUUGGCUGAUCGAUUACCAUACACAACAUAG